AUGGCAUUUAAUUCUGAUGAGAUUCCGAAGAUCAGAGAAGAAGAGACACCAUCAUCAAUUUUACUCUCAAUCCCAAUCGCAUUCACAAUGCCCAAAUCUCAUGUUUUUCGGUUUCCUUCCGCUUGAUUUUUACUCUUCUCCUCCGAUCAUUCUCGCGCUUCCCUUUGAUCCAUUGUAUUCUAUUGUAUUGUAUUCUAUUUGUAUGUGCGCCUGCGCCCGAUUCUUUUGUUGUGUAUAGGAAUUGCGUCUCAAUCCGCCGCGUGAUUAUUGAACAAUUUGGAAAUCAAUCGAUGCUGGGGGAUCAGGAGCUGCGGAGGAAUGAUGCGCUCUCGAAUUCCUCCGAUUCCGCCGCCGAAGAAGUUCAAGAGGCAAUGAAGGGUUUGAAGAUAGGGAGCCGUGAUGGAAAUGGUGGAGUGGAUGAUGAUCGAAGUUGUACGUUACCGUUGCCGGAUCGACCAGGCGAACCAGAUUGUAUAUACUUCUUAAGAACAGGGACUUGUGGUUAUGGAAGCAAUUGUCGUUUCAAUCAUCCCUCCAAUGCAGGAGGACAGCAAGUUCAUGAGCUUCCGGAAAGAGAUGGACAGCCGAAUUGUGAGUAUUAUUUAAGGACUGGUGCCUGCAAAUACGGAUCAACUUGUAAAUAUCAUCACCCAAAAGGCAGACAAGCUUAUCAACAUCCCAAGGACAGUAAAUCCGAUUCAUUAAUCAUGCUGAAUAUGUUGGGCUUACCAAUGCGCCAGGGAGCGAAGCCAUGUCCUUAUUAUAUGCGGACAGGUUCUUGUAGAUUUGGCUAUGCUUGCAAGUUCGAUCAUCCUCAUCCUCAUCCACCAUCCCCUGCAAAUGUCUUGCCAAUGGUAAGACCCAUGUAUGGCUCGGGUGGCUCUGCCAUUGCCCCUUCUUCCGGUCCUCUAUCUGCAGGCGAACACUCAGCAGUGCCGCUAUCACAAGCAGCCUAUGUUUCGAAUCCCCUCCAUCUUCUUCCGAGCUAUAUGCCAAUUUAUUUAGCUCCACCAGGCUGGGAGACUAACCCGGUAUCAGAGUUUAAUCUACCAGAAAGACCUGAUCAACCAGAAUGCCGAUAUUACAUGAAUCAUGGAACCUGUAAAUACGGAUCAGAGUGCAAAUAUCAUCAUCCCAGAGAAAAGAUGUUACAAUCGGCUGCAAGUUCUCUCGGCCCAUUCGGGCUUCCUUUAAGACCUGGGAAGCCAACGUGCUGGCAUUACACACUCUAUGGACACUGCAAAUAUGGUCCAGCUUGUAAGUUCGAUCACCCUGUGGACGGAUUCUCUUACAUGUACAACCCGAGCACCCCUCUUUUAUCCGAUCCUUAUGCUCGUUCGGGUCAACACCCGAGCAUGACUGCCGCCAUGCAAUCAUCAGACAACACAGGCAGCGAUGAGAAAAUUCAUGCGAAAAGUGUUGGAGAUUCAGUUGCUGCUCCUCCUUCGGGCGAGCAAUCGCUCGAUGAUAUUGAUUGAGAAACGGCUAACGAAUGGUGAACCGGCCGCGGUGGCGAAGGUAAUUGGUUCAUUUUUGUUGUGUUUUUAUCAAUGGCUAUAUAUAUGUUUGAGAUUAAUGUUUUCUAUGGACUUUUGUGGCUCCCUUCGAAUCUUACUUACUUUACUUUGGGGGGUACGUUUACUAUUAUGAAUGGAUUUUAAUAAAUUAUUGAUAAUUUAUUCA
Messenger RNA from Andrographis paniculata, 1683 nucleotides. Its product is annotated as zinc finger CCCH domain-containing protein 12-like. The record is from RefSeq and is a predicted model, not a curated record. The transcript is spliced from 7 exons. Gene Ontology annotation, molecular function: metal ion binding; mRNA binding. Bases 291 to 1478 code for a protein of 395 amino acids. NCBI's taxonomy places the organism in Eukaryota, Viridiplantae, Streptophyta, Magnoliopsida, Lamiales, Acanthaceae.